ACAAAAACGGCGAUAAGUAUGGUCGUUUUCAAUUUUCCUCAUUCGUCGUUGAAGAAAUCUAAAGAGCAGGUAAGAUUAGGUUAUCCUCUCUUUCUACAAAGCUACUCCAUUUCUAUGGCGGAAGUAUUCACAAUCAAUGGAAGUAUAAUUCAAUAGAGAGAGACGAUCAUGCGUUAGAGAAGAAACCUUUGAACUUUAAUCGAUGAUUCGCCGUCUAUUCUCGUCUCUGACCAAUCGAUUCGCGUGGCGGAUUCCGAUUUUCGUCUACGGCAUCACUUGGACGGCGUUUCUGACGAUCACCGUCGCGAUUAUCUCGCUCGCACCAGAGUUCGCCUUCGUGUCGGCGAUUUACCCGUCUUCUUCUUCGGUGGAGUUCUCGCGGCGGUGCGGAUCCGACACCGCUGUUUUGGUGCCGCUGGAUAUUCCUACGGAGGUGUUUUGUUUGCCGGCGAAUCUUUUCCGGAGGUCGAAAAUGGACCUCGUUGUGCCGCCGGUUUUUGCUGCCAUUGUGGUGGCUGUUUCUGCCGUCGUCGUACGAACUAUGGGCCUUUGGGAGGAAGAAGAAGCCCAUUAAUUUAGGCCUAUUAAAUGGUUUGGGUUAUGUUCAUCCUUUAUAACCUUGUAUUGUAGUCUCUUAAUUUCAUUUGUAGAAAUAAUUGGUAAAACAAAAUAUAGUGAAAUAUAUUAGGGGUUUUAUUACAUUUAUUUAAGUUUUCUCCUUCUA
Messenger RNA from Eutrema salsugineum, 724 nucleotides. RefSeq lists its product as uncharacterized. Lineage: Eukaryota; Viridiplantae; Streptophyta; Magnoliopsida; Brassicales; Brassicaceae. The transcript has a single exon. The coding region runs from base 203 to 574 and encodes 123 amino acids. The record is from RefSeq and is a predicted model, not a curated record.